AUGACAUUCAAGUCUGAUACAUAUAUGCCUAAGAGCAAAGCGGCAAAAAUGGAUGACCUGGACUACAUCCCAGCGGACCUGAGCCCAGAGGAGCGAUCGGAGUUGGAGGAGAUCCGCAGGAGGAAAGGAGCGCUCCUGCAGGAGAUCCAGAGACUCCGAGAGGAGCUCAGAGAGGCCAUUAUAGAAGUGGAGGGAUUGGAGAGCAGCACAGAGGGGAGUAAAACAUUACAGAAGAGUCGUCAGGUUGCCAUGGGAAGAAAGAAGUUCAACAUGGACCCCAAAAAGGGCAUUUCGUUCUUGGUGGAGAAUGAACUCUUGAGAAACACUGCUGAGGAUAUUGCUCAGUUCCUUUAUAAAGGAGAGGGACUCAACAAAACCGCCAUCGGAGAUUACCUGGGCGACAGAGAUGAGUUCAACAUUAAAGUGCUUCAGGCGUUUGUUGAUCUUCAUGAGUUCACAGAUCUCAACCUGGUCCAGGCUCUCAGGCAGUUUCUGUGGAGUUUUCGGUUGCCCGGGGAAGCCCAGAAGAUUGACAGGAUGAUGGAGGCUUUUGCUCAGAGAUACUGUCACUGUAACCCUGGAGUUUUCCAGAGUACAGACACCUGCUACGUCCUGUCCUUCGCCAUCAUCAUGCUGAACACCAGUCUUCACAACCCCAACGUCAGAGACAAGCCCAGUGCCGAGAGAUUCAUCAGCAUGAACCGAGGAAUCAACGAGGGCGGAGACCUACCAGAGGAACUGCUCAGAAAUCUGUACGAGAGCAUUAAGAAUGAACCGUUUAAGAUCCCCGAGGAUGAUGGGAACGACCUGACGCACACCUUCUUCAACCCAGACCGAGAGGGCUGGCUCCUCAAACUGGGAGGACGAGUGAAGACGUGGAAAAGACGAUGGUUCAUUCUGACUGAUAACUGUCUCUAUUACUUUGAAUACACAACAGAUAAGGAGCCCAGAGGCAUCAUUCCAUUGGAGAACCUCAGUAUUCGGGAGGUGGAAGAUCCCAGGAAACCUAACUGUUUUGAGUUGUAUAUUCCUAAUAAUCGGGGUCAGCUGAUCAAAGCCUGCAAGACAGAGGCAGACGGACGAGUGGUGGAGGGGAAUCACAUGGUCUACCGAAUCUCCGCCCCCACACCGGAGGAGAAGGACGAGUGGAUACACAGCAUCAAAUCGGCCGUGAGCGUGGACCCGUUCUACGAGAUGCUUGCCGCCAGGAAGAAGCGCAUUUCCUUAAAGAAGAAAGAAGAGCAGCCUUGAACCAUUCCGUUCUUCGUCCUCCUCUUCCUCCUCCUCCUCCUCCCACCUCAUCCCUCCAUCCGAACAUUUCAUCUGAGGACAGAGACACUCCUCCUCUCUCGCUCUCGACCUCAAGCCAUCCGUUCCUCUCCUACGACGAGGUCAUUCCUUUACACCUCCCUCUCUCCCUCUCUCUCUCUCUCUGUCUGUCUCUCUCUCUCUCUC
Chanos chanos (milkfish) is the source of this 1455-nucleotide messenger RNA. It is a transcript of the gene cyth2, whose product is annotated as cytohesin 2. Gene Ontology annotation, biological process: regulation of ARF protein signal transduction. The record is from RefSeq and is a predicted model, not a curated record. The coding region runs from base 1 to 1251 and encodes 416 amino acids. Gene Ontology annotation, molecular function: guanyl-nucleotide exchange factor activity. NCBI's taxonomy places the organism in Eukaryota, Metazoa, Chordata, Actinopteri, Gonorynchiformes, Chanidae. The transcript is spliced from 12 exons.